Molecule: messenger RNA, 1262 nt
Organism: Meloidogyne enterolobii
Lineage: Eukaryota; Metazoa; Nematoda; Chromadorea; Rhabditida; Meloidogynidae
Source: the annotation of a GenBank genome assembly
UGCUUAGUUCAACAGGUGUACAUCCGCGUGUUGCAAUGUCCGCAGGAUUACACUCUGUUGGAAUAUAGCCAAAAUUCAAAUCACCAUGACUUCUAAUUUCUUUAAUUCUAUUUUCAACAAAUUUUUCUCCUUUAUAAUUUUCUUUAAUCCAAUAUAAAACAGGUUUAGAAUCACACCAAAGAUAUUUUUGAGAAAUUUUUAAACCAAUUUGUUUUGAAACAAAAUUUACCGCUCUAGUAGCAAUUAGUACCCCUAACAAUUCCAUUCGUGGUAUACUAACGCUCAUCUUUUUAGGUUUGAGUCUAUUUCGGGCAUACAAAAUAUUAAGCAUAAUUUUUUGACUGGUGAUACAUCUCAUAUAAACACAAGAAGCGUACGCAUCUUUGGAUGCAUCACAAAACACAUGUAAUUGAUAUUCACCGCUUUUAUCUAUUAUUUUUCUUUCAAUUUCAAUAGGCGAAACUUUCCAUGUUUCGAUGAUUUCACACCAUUUGUUGGCUUCUUCUUCGAUUAAAAUGCUAUCCCAUUCUCGCUGUUUUUCCCAUAAAGACUGGAAAAACAAUUUCGCGGAUAAUAAACUCGGGGAAGCAAAUCCUAGCGGGUCAAAUACGCUAGCUAAUUGUUUCAGUACCAACCUUUUAUUUAUCUUUUUAUUAUUCUCAACAACAGGAAAAGUUACUGAAAGUUUGUCAGUUUCAAUAUUCCAUGGAAUUCCUAGAAUUUUUGAUUUGCUUUUUUCUAAGCGAUCUUCCAUAGGCAAUUCUUCAUUAAAUUCUAAACAAUUAGAAAUGAACUCUCGAAGGUUCAUUUGGGCUGUUUUAAAUAUAUUUUUCAAUUUAAAAUAUGCUUCUGAAGCUUCCUCUUUUGUAUCAACACCUAUCAAUAUAUUAUCCACAUAUGAAUUAUUUUUAAGCCUUUGUGCUAUUGGGUCAUCCAUUGACUCUAAAUGAUGCCUUACCGUGGCAGAUAAAAGGAAAGGACUUGAUAUUACCCCGAACGGGACCUUUGAAAAUCGUAAAUAUUUUAUAUUAUCUGAAGUGAUUGGCUUUCUUACGUCCUUUAACCAUAUUAAUUUUAAUACUUCUCGAUCUUCUGGAUCAAGCUCUAAACAAUGAAACGCUUUUUCAAUAUCUGCCCAAAUGGCAAUUUUUGGAAGCCUAAAUCUAAUUAACAUUCCAGCUAAUUCUGGCAUUAUUAUCGGACCGCGAUAUAACAAUUCAUUUAGGCUUUUUCCUCCUCUUAUUUUAGCCGACGCGUCAUAC